UUGGGGCAAGACGGUCUUUACUCAUGUAAACACACGUGCGCCUGCCGUGUGAGCCUCCCUGAUGUGCUGUCGUGGAAAUACUAGCCUGCUCGGUCCCAACAAACCCCCAAGAAGAAAUACUACCCAAUUGUUUACAGUGUACCAACAACUAUAGCUACGGGAGUUCUUAAUGGCAAAGAUGGCAAAGCAACAGCAGCAGCAGCAGCGGCAUCGGCAGCACCAACACCAGCAGAAGCAUCGGCGGCAGCAGCAGCAGCAGAAGCAUCAGCACAAGAAGAAUGACAAGCCACAAAAUUUUGUAAGGUCUGAAGUUAAAGAUGGUGUGCGGAUCACCGAAUUCAAGGUCAACCAAAAUGCAAAAGCAAACAGACGACCACAAUUCAAGGGAAGAAAAGUUGUACCUUCUAAUUUGCUACAAAAAUACACCAAAGGUGAAGGUGUUCAGCUGAAAGCAGUUGGACGGAAAAAUUCAUAUAUUCAAAAAAAGAUAAAGAUGAAGGAGAAGAGGAUAAAAUAUGCAGAAGAGGAAUCAGCAAGGGCAGAAAUUUUGCUCCCAGAAUCCAAGGGCCAGUUGGAAGCAGAGGAAGGCACAUACACCUCACACAUAACACAGACAGAAAUCAAGAAAGCAGUGGACAUUACAACAGCUGCUAAAAGUUUUGAUCUUAACCUUGAUCAGUUUGGACCUUACAAAAUGCAAUUCACGCAAAAUGGACGACACCUUUUGUUGGGUGGAAGGAAAGGGCAUUUAGCAUCCUUGGACUGGAUUACUAAGAAACUUCAUUAUGAGAUAAAUGUGAUGGAGUCUAUCCAUGACGUGUGUUGGCUGCACACUGAGCUAAUGAUGGCAACAGCCCAGAAGCAGUGGGUCUACAUAUAUGACAAUCAAGGCAUUGAACUUCAUUGUCUCAAGAAAAUGGAUAGAGUACUCAAAUUGGAAUUCCUCCCAUAUCACUUUCUUCUGUGUUCUGGUAGUGAGACAGGAUUUCUUACCUGGCUAGAUGUUACUCUUGGCAAGGAGAUCAUUCGGACCCCAACACACAAGGGACGUCUAGAUGUGAUGUGUCAGAACCCAUACAAUGCUGUGCUGUGCUGUGGUCAUCCCAAUGGCACUGUUAGCAUGUGGACACCCAAUGCUCCAGAGCCUGUAGCUUCCAUCCUGUGCCACCCCCAUCCUCUGCGAGCCAUUGAUGUAGACUACACUGGCAAGUAUAUGGCAACGUUGGGAGUCGACAGACAAAUGAAGAUCUGGGAUGCACGAAAUCUUGGGCAGUGCCUUCAGGACUACACCAUCGGCUCUGGUGCCUCAAAUGUUGCUUUCUCCCAUAAGAAUCUACUUUCUGUGGCCAUCGGGAAUAUUGUAGAGGUUUACAGAAAUGUUACGUUGGGUGGCACUAAUCAAGCUUACAUGCGACACAAGGCUGGCAGCAUGAUUACUGACAUGCAGUUUUGCCCCUAUGAAGAUGUUCUUGGAAUUUCUACUUACAAGGGCUACUCAAGUCUUAUAAUCCCUGGUUCUGGGGAGCCAAACUUUGAUGCUCUGGAAGCUAAUCCCUACAUCAGUAAAUCAGGAAGGAAAGAAGCUGAAGUUAAGGCUCUUCUCUCCAAGGUUCCUGCAGAUCUCAUCACUUUGGAUCCUCUCAGUAUUGGGCAGGUUGAUACCCCAACACUCAAAGAAAAACUGGAAGCAAAGAAAGCUCUUCUGUAUGUUAGAAAACCCAAGGUAGAUUUUACUCCACGGUAUCGCAUGAAAGGCAAGAGUGGCUCAUCCCAGAAGUUUAAACGUAUACAGAAAGUAAGAGAAGACACACAGCGAGAAUACUUGAAGGCAGCAUACACUCAGAGGAAAGAGCUGGGCCUUGGCAAGAAGAAGAAACAACAGAAAGAGACAAAACCAACAGAAGUUCUUGAUCGAUUCAAGCCAAAGAAAAAGGUUAAAUAGUCAUGAUUAUCUCCAGGAAUGUAAAUAUUUUGUGUUUUAUUACUAUAAGGAUUGGAAGUUGAAGGCAGUCAGCAGCAAGAAGCUAAAACACAGUGAUCCAUACCAGCGGCUGGACAGUGAAGCUGUUGAAUUGGAUUCUUCUAGUAAGUUGAAUUCAGUCAGUAAUGGAGUUGAUAUAAUUGAGGUUUCCAGUAAGGUGUAGAGUAUUUUUACUACCAUGGAAGCAGAGAUUUUAUACUGGAGUUUAAUAAAGAAAUGUAUGGGAAUGUAGAUGUUUGCAAACGCACAUUGUUUUUCAAAGCUGAUCCGUCAGCUUUUUGUCAUUAUCAUCAGGAGCACUCACCAUUAUCAUUAACACUUCUUCAUACACUAAGCAUGAAAUCAUAGUAAUCAUCAUUUAUGAUAUAUAUGUCAGGCCAAGAAGUUACUGAUUGUUUUCCAUUAUUUCAUAAUUUUUUUCCAAAAUAAAAUGACCUGAAAUA
This is a messenger RNA of Portunus trituberculatus (swimming crab), 2424 nucleotides long. Its product is annotated as WD repeat-containing protein 46-like. Gene Ontology annotation, biological process: maturation of SSU-rRNA from tricistronic rRNA transcript (SSU-rRNA, 5.8S rRNA, LSU-rRNA). Gene Ontology annotation, molecular function: protein binding. Gene Ontology annotation, cellular component: 90S preribosome; small-subunit processome; nucleolus. The transcript has 10 exons. Lineage: Eukaryota; Metazoa; Arthropoda; Malacostraca; Decapoda; Portunidae. The record is from RefSeq and is a predicted model, not a curated record. The coding region runs from base 170 to 1942 and encodes 590 amino acids.